GAGCUAGUCCACCGGACAACUACCGGAAGUUGCAGCUUCUAUGUUUGAGUUUUUGCCGGGUUUUGCAGUUUUUUGUCUUCACAUCCCAUCUGAUCUGCCUACUUCAUGAACACGUCGGUUAUGAGUGUUGACAGCAGACUUGUGGAUUUGAGCAACAGCCUCGAGAAUGUUCCUGUUUUAAUCGAGCGGAGUUCAGCCGCGCGGACGUUUCCUGAAUUUCAGUAUUCCCCAGAUAGUGUUGACGGACCAGGAUGCACUAUUGACCCCAGUGAAGUCACCCUUCCUGGAUGCUCCUGCCUUUCCCACUCCUGCUUCACUGAGAGCUGCUCCUGCCUGCAGACACAUGGGCAGGCGUACAAAGGCACCGGCGCACUGCUGAACCUUAAGAGAACAGACUCCGGUUACUGCUCACCUGUGUUCGAGUGUAAUGCCCUCUGCACCUGCAGCGAUGCCUGCUCUAACCGGGUGGUGCAGAGAGGGCUGAGACUCAGGUUGGAGGUUUACAGCACCGAGAUCAGGGGCUGGGGAGUGCGGACACUCGAGGCGAUCCCACAUGGGACGUUUGUGUGCGAGUAUGCGGGAGAGGUGAUCAGUUUUGAGGAGGCCAGACGCAGACAGCUGGCCCAGAGAUCUGAAGAAAAUAACUACAUCAUUGCUGUCAGGGAGCAUGCCGGUACAGGCUCCAUCACUGAGACAUUUGUGGACCCUGCCGUGGUGGGAAACAUAGGCCGCUUUCUCAACCACUCCUGCCAGCCCAACCUGCUUAUGCAGCCAGUCCGGGUGCACUCUGUGGUGCCUCGGCUGGCGCUGUUUGCCGGACGGAACAUUGACGCGCAAGAGGAGCUGACGUUCGACUACUCAGGAGGAUACAGUAACCAACCUCCUGUAGAGCUGUGCACACAAAGUGACGCUGCCACACAGGCCAGUGGGACACAUGGGCUCCAGAGGAAAGAGUGCCACUGUGGUGCCAACAACUGUGUUCACUUCCUUCCAUUGGAUUUAUCUAUUAUCCACGCAAAUAGUUGAAAUUUCAUAUCACGUCUGUUUUCAUCUGUUUAUCAAAGAGAUGAAUUUGUUUUUCUAAAUGAUGGCCAACAUCUUCUAUCCCAGUAUAGGUCAAUUCAUAUCUUAAUAAGGUUUUCUGGUCAUUCAAUAAAUAAAGUUACACAACACAAGUUUUUCAUAGCCAAUCAACAUAACUGUCUAUCUAGUUCAACUAUGUAUGUCUAGCUUUAUUUCUGGUUUCCCUAACAUUUUGCUUAAUUCAACCCCUCAUUGGAACAAGACAAUGCAACUCAUCAAUGGCUCCAUAAACACAAUCAGCUGCAUGAGUCAUGUCUCAGCCGUCAUUGUGAGGUUCCCCCGGUGUCUCCUGAGCUCCCACUCAAUGUAAGAUGAUGCAAUAAAAACUAAGUCUCAAGGCAAGAAAAACAAGUUUUAUUCGUUUGAGAGAGUGCACUUGUUGACAUUCCUGUCUCUUCUCUCACUUGUACAAUCCGUUUCAUCCAUCAGGGGAUGCUUGUUCUGUAUAUUUCCCACCAGAUUUAAAGUCUUGCAGCUGUCAUCUUGUUCCGGCACAAUUAAGUCCCAUUUCUCACACAACGCAUGAAUCAGGAAGGAGCAGAAGUAUCAUUUGCGCUGAGGGACAUACAUGGGAGUAACGAUGUUCAAUAGUUUUUUUUUAAAUAGCCACAUAGGUUACAGAAAGCUGCCAACGCUCUUUGCAAUAUGAUGUCAUGUCAGUCAAAAACAAAACACCAAAAACACUCAGUUAAAGUACGAGCUGUCUUAUGCUUCCAUCAACUUGACAUUUAUUUUACGUAUUCU
Messenger RNA from Cottoperca gobio, 1827 nucleotides. It is a transcript of the gene setmar, whose product is annotated as SET domain and mariner transposase fusion gene. The transcript has 2 exons. Gene Ontology annotation, cellular component: nucleus. NCBI's taxonomy places the organism in Eukaryota, Metazoa, Chordata, Actinopteri, Perciformes, Bovichtidae. Gene Ontology annotation, molecular function: protein binding; histone methyltransferase activity; zinc ion binding. Bases 106 to 1026 code for a protein of 306 amino acids. The record is from RefSeq and is a predicted model, not a curated record.